Eucalyptus grandis is the source of this 1205-nucleotide messenger RNA. Its product is annotated as cytochrome P450 82A3. Lineage: Eukaryota; Viridiplantae; Streptophyta; Magnoliopsida; Myrtales; Myrtaceae. The transcript has 2 exons. Gene Ontology annotation, molecular function: iron ion binding; monooxygenase activity; oxidoreductase activity, acting on paired donors, with incorporation or reduction of molecular oxygen. The coding region runs from base 39 to 1040 and encodes 333 amino acids. Gene Ontology annotation, biological process: defense response to other organism. The record is from RefSeq and is a predicted model, not a curated record.
UUCGUGUUGACUUGAAGCAAUGGUUUGCAAGGCUGUCUAUGAACAUUGUCCUCAAAGUCGUAGCCGGCAAGGGCGACAACCGCAACAUUGCCACGGUGGAUGAGGAAGAGAAUUGGCGUUGUCAUCAUGCCUUGAGGGAAUUCCUGCAAUUCUUAGGGUUGUUUCCGGUGGCGGAUGCUCUUCCUUUCUUGAGAUGGUUGGACUUGGGUGGCCAUGAGAAGUCCAUGAAGAGGACCGCCAAAGAAUUGGACACAAUCCUAAGUGGUUGGUUAGAGGAGCAUAAAGGGAAUAGCAAAAAUUUGAGUGACAAUAGGGGUGAUCAAGAUUUCAUAGAUGUCAUGCUUUCGACCCUUAACGGCAUGGAAAUCGGAGGCUUCGAUGCUGAUACAGUUAUCAAAGCUACAUGCCUGGCGAUUAUAGCGGGUGGUACUGACACUACAAUAACCACCCUAACAUGGACAGUCUCUUUGUUGCUAAACAACCUUCAUGUUCUAAGAAAAACUCGAGAAGAACUAGAUGCUCAAAUCGGUAAACAAAGGCAUGUGAAAGAGUCAGACGUUACGAAUCUAACUUACCUACACGCUGUAGUGAAGGAGACACUUCGAUUACAUCCCGCAGUCCCGCUCUCCGUGCCACAUUUAUCAACUGAAGAUUGCAUCAUCACCGGGUACUAUGUGCCCAAAGGCACGAGGUUGAUCUUCAACUUAUGGAAAAUUCAAACCGAUCCAAAAGCAUGGCCUGAACCAAUGAAGUUUAGGCCUGAGAGGUUCUUGAGUAGUCAUAAGGAUAUUGAUGUAAAGAACCCUAAAUUUGGCUACAUGCCAUUCGGAAGUGGUAGAAGAAUCUGUCCUGGAAUGUCCUUUGGCCUUCAAUCGGUGCAUUCAAUGCUCUCUAGGUUCCUGCAUGCAUUUGAGAUAUCAACUCCCGAUAGCUCGCCUGUGGAUAUGUCGGAGGGUUUCGGAAUAACAGUUGACAAGCUGACGCCGCUCGAAGUAUUGCUCGCACCAAGAUUGCCUGACGAGGUCUACAAAUUGACAUGAAGCACUAGAAGAAUGAGAAACAAGUCAAUGAGCAAGUUAUUACUAAAUAAAUAGGCUCUCCAUGUCUAGCUUUUAUCUAGUCAAUUAUUAGUUGUAUAUUCAGACAACCGACGAUUUCAAUUCAGCAUGUCUCUCGUAAUAAAUAGGGAAUAGGUUGGCGCUUCA